Cavia porcellus (domestic guinea pig) is the source of this 1779-nucleotide messenger RNA. It is a transcript of the gene Slc25a19, whose product is annotated as solute carrier family 25 member 19. The record is from RefSeq and is a predicted model, not a curated record. Lineage: Eukaryota; Metazoa; Chordata; Mammalia; Rodentia; Caviidae. Gene Ontology annotation, biological process: thiamine pyrophosphate transmembrane transport. The transcript is spliced from 8 exons. Gene Ontology annotation, molecular function: thiamine transmembrane transporter activity. Bases 341 to 1297 code for a protein of 318 amino acids. Gene Ontology annotation, cellular component: mitochondrial inner membrane.
GCAAAGGGCAGUGGAGUUUUGCCGUUAGACUGCGUGAAGAGGGCGGGGAAGUGGAGUUUGGGCAUCGACGACGAGCCAGAGGAGACGAGCUCCUCCGCCGAGCACGUGGGCACUCGCACUCACCGCGGGGCACCUGUGGCACCGACCUGGGGUCUUCCGCGGAAGAUAAGCUGAAGCGGUGCUCUCAACGCGUGCACGGCAUCGGGGAGUUUUAAAAAGCAGCGAGCAAGCGGGCCAACUCGCAGAGGCACCUCGCCCACCCUGCCUCUCUCACCCAGCCGUCCAUCUCUGGGUUGUGUCACCUGGAUAUUGAUGGACGUUGGAUGGGCCAGAGGCGGGGAUGGUCGGCUAUGACCCAAAAGCAGAUGAUAGGAGUAACUCCAAGUUCGAGGUGGCGAUGGCAGGCUCUAUGUCUGGACUUGUUACUCGCCUGCUGAUCAGUCCCUUGGAUGUCAUCAAGAUCCGUUUCCAGCUCCAGAUUGAGCGCCUGUCUCACAGUGACCCAAAAGCUAAGUACCAUGGGAUCCUUCAGGCUGCCAAGCAGAUUUUGCAGGAGGAGGGCCCAACAGCGUUCUGGAAAGGACACAUUCCAGCCCAGCUUCUCUCCAUAGGCUAUGGAGCUGUCCAAUUUUUGUCAUUUGAACUGCUGACCGAGCUGGUCCACAGAGCCAACAUGUAUGAGACCCACGAAUUCUCAGCGCAUUUUGUGUGUGGCGGUCUGUCUGCCUGUACAGCCACCCUCGCGGUACACCCCGUAGAUGUUCUGCGCACUCGAUUUGCAGCUCAGGGUGAGCCCAGGGUCUAUAAGACCCUGCAGGAUGCCGUGGUGACCAUGUACAGGACUGAAGGACCCUUGGUCUUCUACAAAGGCUUGGCCCCUACCUUGAUCGCCAUCUUCCCCUAUGCUGGGCUACAGUUCUCCUGUUACAAGUCCUUGAAGCGCGCCUAUGACUGGGCCAUCCCGGCUGAUGGGAAGCAAACUGGAAACCUGAAAAACCUGCUUUGUGGCUCUGGAGCUGGAAUCAUCAGCAAGACCCUUACUUACCCCCUGGACCUCAUUAAGAAACGGCUUCAGGUUGGCGGAUUUGAGCACGCCAGGGCUGGCUUCGGCCAGGUGCGGAGUUAUAGGGGCCUCCUGGAUUGCACCAAGCAGGUGCUGCAAGAAGAAGGCAUCCAAGGCUUCUUCAAGGGUCUGUCCCCAAGCCUGCUAAAGGCUGCCCUCUCCACAGGUUUUGUGUUUUUCUGGUAUGAGCUCUUCUGUAACCUUUUCCACUGCAUGAAGAAGGCGGACAGCUAGCUUUGAGAGUGAGAAGGCCCAAAACUUUACUGGAGGCCACCUCCCAAAAGAAGUAAGACUUGACCUUGAAUCUCAUGUUGCACUGAGAAGCCACCUGGCGUGAGCACCAGGGGAGGUAUUCUGAGCAUCAGUAUCACUGGGAACAGGGUGGCAGCCUUGACCUGUCAGUUGGGACACCACCCAAGGGCAAGGACUUUCUCCAUGAAAGAACACGGUACCCAGGACUGAGACUGUGUGACCAACACCAGUGAGAAGCAGCUUGCAGUCAUUUCUGCUGUCCAGCCCAAACCCAGAAGCAUCAGGUGCCAUCCUCCCCUUCACAGCCAGUAGGCUAGGAGAACUCCCAAAGUUAGGAAGAGGCCAAGGCUCCAGUGCAAAAGGCUGGGCUUGGGCUCUUUGCAGGAGUCUGGUCCUCACGCUUGGGCUUUUUCCCAUCAACUUAUUCAAUAGACAUUAAAGCAAAAAGCACAUUCCUUAUCUUA